CGAGGCUGACCUUUGACCCUUCAGUUCAGGGCGACCUACCUCAGUAAAAAUACAGCUCGCUCAAAUAUGCUAAUCGGUACACUCGCGGAGGCGAGAAACAUCCGCGUGUGAGUUGUAACUUUCAGCGAUUUCAACAUACCGGAAAAGUUGCCAAUUAGCAAAAGAUCUUCACGGUUUAACGCCAAGAGCAGUUGGAAGAUGAUACCGACAAUAUUGGAGCUGCUGGUUCUUAUUCUGGUCGUUUUAAUAGCUGCUGUAACCCCUGAGUGCUACAAGUGCAAGUCAUCGAGAUAUUACUCGCCCACUAACAGUGAAUUUGUUGACCAGACCCUGGGUCGCCUGCUUCGAGUAGAUGCAGACUGUCAAGACGGAAAGUCGCGGAAUACAGAACACUGCCCAUUUGGCUGCUACAAGACCCAAGCAACAGUCAGUCUGCGUAUGAGUACUUAUGAUCAAGAGAAAGUAAUAGUAGACACCUUGGUGCGUGACUGUGCCUCUGAAACAGAAGAAAAGAGUGACGGAUCAUCGUCCACAACCACAUCUCAGAAGUGUCACAUUUUAAUGAAGAAUGACACCAGCCAGCGAACAAAGCUGUUAAUGACCAGUUUUCAGUUAUUUGCGACCGUGGAGGAUAUCAAAGGCACCAUAUGUACAUGUACGGCUGACCUAUGCAAUGGUGCUGUAAACAUUAACCAAGCCACCAGUGCUGCAACCCUUUGGCUUCUAUUAGUUAGUUGCUUAGCAGCAUCUGCCAUUUGGUCAUGGACAUCAUGAUAGUUCAUGAAACUGAAGAAUUGUAAAUCUUUCAACUACUGGGUUCAUUCAGCAUCCUCCAAUUUUCCAUGGACAUCAUGAUAGUUCAUGAAACUGAAGGAUUAUACAUCUUUACACUGCUGGGUUCAUGCAGCAUCCUCCAUUUUGUCAUGGACAUCAUGAUAGUUCAUGAAAUGGAAGAAUUAAUUGAAAAUCUGUCCACUGCUGAAUGCAAGGAGGAUCCUCCAUUUUGUCAUGGCAUAAUGAUAGAUCAUGAAACUGUACAUGCUUGCAUGUUUGCAUACAAUAUUUUCACUUAAGACUACAGAUACUUUGGACAGAGAAAGAGAAAAGGAUUUUUAUUCAAUUAUAUGCAGCUAAUUUAUAUUCAGCUUCUCUGAAGAUCAUUAGUUAUUUGCUCAAAUGUAAAAUAACCUGAAAUGGGCUCAUAUCUAUUUAUUUUAGUUGUGUGACCCAAACUUACAUAAUGUACAUUGUGCAGUAUGCUUGUCUUUAUUGUAACAUUUGACAGGUUCUAAUUACACUAAGACUAGGUUCCCAUACUUAGAUCGAUCCAUCUGGAUCGAUCUAACUCCCUUUGGGUUUACGCUAAAUUGCUAUCAACUCUGGAGGCUUAAAUGUCUGUCAAGCCACCAAAUCAGCUAAGGUUAAAUAUAAUUACCCCCUAACAGUUUUACUAGGUUUUACAGAUGUUUAAGCCAGUUAGUUUGAUAGCAAUUUAGUCAGUCUCCCCAGGGAGAUAGAUCAAUCCAAAUAUCUGUGGGAAUGGUCCCAAAGGGGAGAGGGAGUGCUGCUCCCUUAUGCAGGUUUGCUACACAGUGUUUGGACUGAUCGUAAAUUGUCAGCAUAAGUGACCAUCUUGAGCACGGAUUGGACAAAUUCUUUAAAACAAUGUGAUAGAGACAAAUGUACUGCACUAUGUGAAAAGAGACUUAAUUAAAAUGAUAUAGGGUAAAAUUAAUGGGAGGUGUCCCCUAGGUUUUGCUGACUUUGUAAUACUGAGUGCGAAUAGUCAUUCAUUCUUCAUACUUAUUGUUGUCAAGGCUCAUGUGUAAAUAUUUGGGAAUAUUUCAUAUCCAUGCAAUUUUUUGAUGUAUAACAACUGCUAGAAGCUGAUAUUCUGAACAAAAUAAUAGAAUAAUGUAUGUGUGUAGGUAGCUUAUAUAUAUAUACGUACUAGAUAAGUGUUUCAGGGCUCAUUUAGGGCUAUUUUUUAUAUCUAUGGGUUUUGUCCAUGUUUGACCUUCAGCAAAAUUGAAAAUGACAGUUUAAAUCCAGUUUUUUAAAAACAUCUUUGAGAGAAAAAAGCAACAAUACAAGAUUUAUUAUAAAUAUAUAAAUGCAUAAUAAUUGUAUCACCUAACACACAACUAAGUUUAAAACAUAGAUACAAAUAUCUCCUUGCAGUCUUAGUAGGGGUCAUUUCAAUAAAUCAAAGAGGAUUUUUAGAACAACAAUACCACAUUUAAAUGUCACAGAUUUUAGUUUGGGAAGCAAACCAAUUGAUGCAUUUUGACUGUGCUGAGAAAUUGUUUCCUUGAUGGGUGACAUAUUUUGAUAUGGAGUUGCAUCAUGCAGUACUUUGUAUGAUAGUGGAUAGUUGAUAAUAUUUCAUAUUGAGAUAAAUUAUUAUUAGUCACAAAUUAUUUACACAUUUAUGUACAUGAACAAGGAAUCUUUUAAAGCUAUAUAUUUUGCUCUUGCAACAAUUUGAAAGCAGUUAUUUUUACUUAAUUUAGGUAGCUAAGGGGGAGGGGAGAGGGGGAUAUGAUGCAUCUCUCUCUCUAAAAUGUUUUCACCAUGUGAAAACAAACUGAGUCAGAAUUUGCCCCUCCCCUUGAGAAAUCCCGAAGGGUCUACCAAUAUUGAUAAUAGAAUUUGAUAUAUGUAUAUAUUUACAGUGCAUUUUCAUAGCACAUAAGAUAAAAAAAGAUUUUUUUUCAUCCUAAAGAAGAAUUUAUUAUCAGUAUUACAUUGUACCUGUUUAAUAUUAUUGCUGGACAAAUAUUUAAUUUCGAACAGUGGACUAGGAAGAGUGGAUUAUUGGCACUCAAGUUUCUAAUUUUUUGCCUCUAAUGUGGAUAAGAAGUACAACAGGAAAAACAGUGAAUAAAGAUUUUCUGUCAUUCAGCAGAUUUUAAAUAUAAGUAUGGAUUUGAAGCAAAGCAAUUUCAAGACAGUUGUUUGCUUUUUAUUUUCCAGACAAAAAAAAAA
Molecule: messenger RNA, 2988 nt
Organism: Lingula anatina
Lineage: Eukaryota; Metazoa; Brachiopoda; Lingulata; Lingulida; Lingulidae
Source: RefSeq, a predicted model, not a curated record